Messenger RNA from Anastrepha ludens (Mexican fruit fly), 4606 nucleotides. RefSeq lists its product as uncharacterized. Lineage: Eukaryota; Metazoa; Arthropoda; Insecta; Diptera; Tephritidae. The record is from RefSeq and is a predicted model, not a curated record. The coding region runs from base 1018 to 1740 and encodes 240 amino acids. The transcript is spliced from 2 exons.
UGCCGCUGAAAAAACUAUUGGGUUCCAACGCCCUCCUAAACGAAACCAAUGGUACGACGAAGAGUGUCGCGAAGUUACUGCAGCGAAGAACGCAGCUUACAAAAGAACUCUGCAGUCAGCUGCAAUGCGGCCCGUGUGAGAUAACUACAGGGAAAAGAGAUCGGAAGAGAAGCGCCUCUUCAGACGCAAGAAACGAGAACAGGAGAAGCGUGAGCGUGAGCUGUUGGAGGAGUACAGGGGCAGGAAUGAUGCUCGAAAUUUCUAUCAACAAGUCAAGCGUCUGACACAAGGUUUCAAGACCAGAGGAUCAGCCUGCAGAGAUAAAAACGGAAAUCUGGUUAUGAUAAUAACCGAUAAUUCGGGCGUUCUACCACCUAGUCAUGCCGAAGUCAGAGUUGCCAUUCAGCGGCUCAAGAAUAACAAAGCGGCUGUCGCUGACGGCUUGCCCGCUGAAUUGUUCAAGACUGGCGGCGAUGAGCGGAUAGGGAGCAUGCAUCAGCUCAUCUGCAAAAUAUGGCUAGCAGAAAGCAUGCCCGACGAUUGGAAUCUCAGUGUUCUUAUUCCUGUACUGAAGAAGGGUCCUGUCUUACAAGGUCCUGUCUAGCGUCCUAUGUGGAAGACUUAAGCCGUUUGCCAACACACUGCUCGGGCCUUAUCAGUGCGGCUUCAGAAGUGGUAAGUCCACCAUCGACCAGAUUUUCACAAUACGCCAAAUACUGGAAAAGACCCAUGAAAAGCAAGUCGACACCCAUCAUCUCUUUGUCGACUAUAAAGCUGCGUUCGAUAGCCCGAUAAGGGAUUGCCUGUACGCCACCAUAUCUGAGUUCGGUAUACCAGCGAAGCUCAUACGGCUUUACAGAAUGACGCUGCGUAACACAACCAGCUCCGUUAAGGUAAGAAAUAACCUCUCCGAGCCAUUCAAUGCCGUUCGAGGUUUCAGACAAGGCGAUCCACUGUCAUGCAACCUCUUCAACUCUGUGAUGGAAGGGAGGCUCCGAAAAGCAGGUGUGCAUCGUAAUGGCACAAUUUUCAACAAAUGUGUCCAGCUCCUUGCGUACGCCGAUGACAUUGACAUUAUCGGCCGCUGUAAGCGAGAUGUCACCGCUGCGUUUUCUGCUAAGCACGGCAUGUAGGAACGUACGUCAUUGCGGACAACUAUAUAGUACCUUCGAAGUUGUGCCAGAAUUUAUUUAUCUUAGCGCCGCUGUUAACAGCAACAACGAUAUCAGCCUGGAAAUCAAACGGAGAAGCACUCUUGCUAAUAGGUGUUACUAUGGCCUAAGUAAGCAAUUGAGUAGUCGAGCCCUCUCUCGCAUGACCAAACUGACACUUUACAAGACGCUCAUCAUACCAGUGUUGCUUUAUGGCGCAGAGGCAUGGGUAGUGUCACAAAGCGAUGCAGCCGCUCUUGGGGUGUUCGAGAGAAAAGUUCUUCGUAAGAUCUUCGGUCCUAUGCGCGUUGGCGAAGACUACUGUUCAAGAACGAACAACGAGCUGUAUGAGCUCUACGCCAACAUUGACGUAGUUCAACGCAUCGCCAUCCAACGCCUGCGUUGGCUAGGGCAUGUCAUGCCUAUGGAUGAAGAAGCUCCAACAAAGAAGGUGUUCGAGGGCGACGUCCAAAGAGCCGACGCAGAGGAAGAUCAUUGCUCCGGUGGAAAGACCAGGUGGAGGAAACCCCAUGCUCGCUUGGUGUACAGAAUUGGAGAAGGCUUGCGCGGAGCAGAGGCGCCUGGAUAGAGCUAGUGAGGUGGGCAGUAACUCGGUAACGGGUGGUUAUGGCCACCUAAGUAAGUAAGUAAAUAGUAAGCUUAUUGGUCUAUAUGAUGACACGGUAGUUGGAUCUUUACCCGGUUUUGGCAAUGCAAUAGUCUCUGCCACUUUCCAGAGUUUCGCAAGAUAUUGUAAGCGAGACAUUGCAUUAAAAACCUUUCGUAAAUGUAUAAAUGCCUUGGUUGGUUGCUCCGCUAAUGCUUUUCCUGUUAUCAUAUCAUAUCCGGGUGCUUUUUUAUGUUUUAUUCCUUUUUGAUUAGUUAUUAUUUCGUGUGUAUUCGUCCGUUUUAUUUUUGUAAAAUCAUAGUGGAAGUGGUUUUGGUUGUUGAUUUUCUUUUCUUCGUCAUUUUAUAGAACUUUCUCGAACUAAUUUGCUUUUUCCUCUUUUGUAGCAGCCCAUGAAUUGUCAUCUUUUUUUAAUGUCGGUUGAUGUUUUAUUUGAGUUUUUAAGUUUUUAGUAGGUACAUUUUCAUAAAGAGUAGUUUGUAUCUUCAGAGGGAGUCAGGUUCUUCAAAUAGUUUUCGAUUUCUUCGUUAUUUCUCUUGUUUAAGGUAUCUUUUAUAAUUUUUGUAGCUAAGUUUAGUUUUCGUUUGUCGUCAGGUGAUCUAAUUUUUUGCCAUCUUUGUCUUAACUUCCCUUUUUCUAUAGUUUGCUUCUUAAUAGUAAUGCCAGUUGUUGGUGUAUUUGUUCUAUUGGCUUGCUUUAGCCGAUCUGAUCCCUGCUUCUAGUACUACGUCGUUGAAAUGGAUAAUGGCAUGUUGAAGGUCAAUUUGCGCUUUUAAUAUCACAUUUGAUAUAAGUUGAUGGUCAAUAUAGUUUCGGAACCUUUUCCAGUUGAUUUUAUAUAACUUACAUAUUCAGGUAAUAUCGGCGAGUGGUCAGAAGAUAGUUCAUAGCACGACUGAAUUCUUUGCAUCAGUUGGCCAAUAGGUAGGUUCUCCGGUACCUACUUAUAAAUCUGCAAUUGUGUUUGUUAAAUGCGUUAAUAAGAAUACGCCCCUUUUUAUUGGUGAGUCUUGAGCCCCAAUCGACGUUAAGCGCCUUUAUGUAUUUGUCGUAUUGAUCCGAGUUUAUUAUGUGUCUAGGUGGUCAAUAAAUGGAGGAGAAAAUACUGGUUCAUUUUUGUCAUAGAUUUGUACUGUCGUGGAUUGAAGAUGAGGCGUCGAAUACGAAUACCUUCUCCGUGGGCUCUUCCAGCAGGAUGGUAUGUCACAUACACUUUAUAAUUAGGGAAUUUCAGAAGUCUUUUGUCAGUGAAGUGUGUUUCUGCAAUCAAUGCUAUGUCAAUGUGUUUGUCAACUAAAAAUUGUUUUAGUUCUAAAUAGUGCUGUAUUAGUCCAUUUGCAUUCCAAAUUAGAAUUUUAAUUUUAUCGCUUUUGUCCAUUCAUAUUCUUUAAAAGCAUUGUAAUUAUAUUCAUCAUAUUUACCAUUUGGUUGAGUAAGGAUUUUACCAUGUCUUUAAGCUCUUCAAUAUCAUUGUUUUUUUUCAGAUUUGUUAAUCAGUUCCUGCUCUGCUUUAUGUUCCCUUGAAGAGGAUGCAACUUCAGCAUAGCUUACUCCGGGCAUUAAGUUUGGUACGGCGGUUGUUAUUGGUGUAUUAUUUUUAUUUGUUGUGUCUUGUUACGUAGAGGUGGAAGGCUUUGGAUUUUCAGUGCUUUAUAAAUUUCGCUUCCUUUGUAUCAUAGUUGGCGGUAUGCUUACUUCCACAUAAAGCGCAUUUAACUUCCUUUGCUUGGCUUUUGCAUUCCAUUGAAAGAUGUCUACCAGCGCAUUUCACGCAUACCAGACCCCUUGAACAAUAUUUUUUUUUGUGCCCAUAUUUCUGGCAUUUCGUGCACUGUGGAAUGGUGCGCUUAUGGUGAGGUGCUUCAAAAAUGACUAUGCAGUUCAUUAGCUUGUUUAUAUUGUAAAUGGCUUUGUUGUUAUCACUUGCAUGUAGUUCGAAGAAAAAUAAUGGUACGGGUUUUUUAUUUGUAUUAUAUUAGUAAUGUUAAGUACUUUGUCGCCUUUUCCGUUUAGUUUUUUUUAAUUUCUUCUUGGUCUGUAGAUAUACAGUCACGUUCUUUUUUUUUUAGCAUGUGGUGUAAUCAGUUAUAUAUUUGUAAAUUUUCUGCUUGAACACAAACUUCAUUAAUUUCUAAAAAUUUUAGAGUGAAGCUGUUAUUUGCUACUUAAUUUAAAGCACUCUUUAAUGUUUUUAUGCAUUCUUUAUUUGCAUUUCAGCAAAUUCUUCUCAUCAUCCACAUCUAAAGCUGCAAAUUUGUUUGCAGAAAAAUUUCCACUCAGUCAGUAAUUUGGCAGCUUACUUUAAUUGAGGGCAUGGUUUAAUUAUUAAAGGUUUGCUCAGUAAACAGCUUUCUCGUUCUCUCUUCACGAAUCGGCUCCCUUAGCAAGAAACUGUAUUGCUAACUCUAGAAAUUGUAAGUAAAAGGGGAGCAAAAGUUAAAUUUGUAGAACAAACAUAAUCGUUGACAUCAUUGUUAUUUGAUUUCUUCGUAUUCGCUGACAUUUGGAUUUCUGAAUUCGUGAAUUUGAGUUAUUUCCGUGCUGAUUUGAGCCUUUUCCUGUCCCUGUUUGUAAGUUUGUUUUUAAUCGUUUUCCUGCCAGAGAGCAGCACAACCGUUUUGCAAGUGCGUCAUACAGACACAAACACGUAAGUUCAAACCAAUGAUUAUGAGACUGUGUAACUAUCUAAUGAGUGAACCCGUUCGUUUACAGGUUUUCAACUGCUCAACUACAGCGCCACUCGUGUUUUAAAGACUAUACCCUAAGUGGUAUGUACAUAUGUAUAUAAAUUUUGCGUUACUUUUUUUGUCGGGAAUAUAGUAUGUUG